Molecule: messenger RNA, 3549 nt
Organism: Lampris incognitus (smalleye Pacific opah)
Lineage: Eukaryota; Metazoa; Chordata; Actinopteri; Lampriformes; Lampridae
Product: KN motif and ankyrin repeat domain-containing protein 4-like
Exons: 10
Coding region: 157-2841 (894 amino acids)
Biological process (GO): negative regulation of actin filament polymerization
Cellular component (GO): cytoplasm; cytoskeleton
Molecular function (GO): protein binding
Source: RefSeq, a predicted model, not a curated record
GGCUGAGCUGAGCUGAGGCUGGACUGUUGUGGGAUCCCACAGUCAGACACUCACAUCCAUGAGACGUGGUGGAGGAAACAUCUGAGCAGGCACUGCGAGAUACCACGAAUACAAGCAGAUUAUGUGACAACAAAUUGUCCGUGAGAAAGGAACAUAAUGGAAGGACAAAAUGGAAACAUCCCACCUCUUAAGUCAACAGAGAAAGGAGUUAAAGGGAAGCUGCCAUACUCAGUUGAAACACCUUAUGGCUUCCGCUUGGACUUGGACUUCCUCAAGUAUGUAGAGGACAUAGAGAAAGGCAACACCAUCAAAAGAGUGCCCAUCCAACGCCGGAGCAAGGGACCUCGGGCCAGCACUCUUCCCAGACACCUCAACCUCUCUGGAAGUGGCUACCGCCCCAGCCCCUGGGGAUCCACUGGCGCUUUAGGCCCCAGGUCACGACUUUCAGAUGCGCAACAUGGAUAUGCCCCCUGGGUACAUGACCACAGGUCUCCAAUGUCACCCACAGGGUUCCAAUCCCUGGCAGAAAUGGAGGCCAGGAUCAAGGCCUUCGAUGAACAACCCCUUGGGGAGCAUAUAAGGCCCAAUCUCCUGCGCGCCUCCAGCCUGCCACUCACUGUGUUACUUAGGCAGGGCUCAGAGUCCACCGAGGACCCGGGCAGCCUUCGCAGCUCCAGGGAUCACCUGGGAGGAAGAGAUGCCUCCUGCGAAGAUGUAUUCCACUCCUCAGAGUGUUCCUUGGAUGUCCCACACAACCAGGAUUUCUCGGGGCUGUUGAGACGCCUGACAGAAGCCCUGGAACGUGUGGGUGAGCUAGAAAUGGAGGUGAGGUUCAUCCCAGAGCUCAGGGCUCAGAUCUGCAUCCUUCAAGAAGAAAAAGAGAGGCUCCGUCUAGGCUUGAACUCAUCCACUCAACCCAUUUCUAUGAAUGGAGCCUCAGACAUCAAAAGACAGAACCAUGAAGGUUAUGUCAAGUUUCCCCCAAACCAAAAAAUGAACCGGCAGGCUUCUCACCCAGCAUGCGAGUGGAGGACCAGUACAGAUCUGGAUGAGCUGCUGACAGUAACGUCUCUACAGGCGAAAGUGGCGGUUCUGGAGCAGAAGCUGCAUGAGGAGGGCCUGGAGCUCCAGAAAGCCUUGGGGCUGCUGAAAGAGCAGCAGGAAGAGAGCAGAAAGAAAGAUGGCAGGAUUGAGCACCUAACCAGUAACCCCGGGGUGUGGGUCCUUGCAGAGAGGGUGGUGGUAGACCAAGAUGGAGGGGAAGAGAUGAUGGUGAGCUCUAAUGGAUGUGGACUGCAUAACUCACCGAAUUAUAUUUCUUCUUCAAGUAGUUUGAAUGCAUCCGUUAGUGCAAAUACUGUUUCUGCGAAUGGACAACUAUGUGAGCAAAAAGACUCCAUGGGCUGUUCUGCAUUGGCAUCUAUCAGAGAAAGUCCAUCACCGAUGGAGGUUGAGGAGACUUUAACUGAGGACAUGAGCCCAGAGGUGGCAGCCCACCACAUAAGAAGGAUCAAGAGGCUCCUGGAGGAGCAGUGGGAGUGUUUGUGUGGAGGAAGGGAGCCAGCAGUGGAGGACAGACCCCUGGAGCACCCAAACCCUAAAGUAAAUGCCCUACAGAAAGAGAUGAUGAGACUGGUACACAUUCUUUCUUCCUAUUAUCCCCAGAAUGGACACAGUGAUGGAGGAGGCAGUCAACAUGGAGCCCCUAAAUCCAUUAUGAAGAGAGACGGUGGUGCCCGGGCGUCAAAAAACCUGCAUUUUGCUGGUGUUAAUGAAGGAUGUGGAACAGCAGUGAGCGAAGAGCUCGUCAGCCUGACCUCUGUGAGCCAAAACAUGCGAGGCCAUCCGGAGCAGGAGGGACACGUGCUCCCUGGGCAGAUGGCUGCCAAAGUUGGUGCAGAACCGGAGAAGAUGGAGAGAGACGGACAAACAAGCCAAUGCCAAAACGCAACUUUGGGUGGAGUAGGAUCCCUGUGGACAGAUGGAGGUGUAGCGUCUGCGGCAGCUGAGAUUACAGAGAAAGUGGCAAAGACGGAGCCAGCUACCCCAGGGGAGCAGAUGGAGAGCGACUCUGGCUCAGUAGCAACCACCAGAGGCAGGGAUACUGUGACGGGGGAAUUUAUGGCCGCCUGCCAAUUCCUUAAAGACCACAUGGACAACAUGGAGAACCCAAAUGAUGACAUGAGGAGAAAGUUGAUGGUGCUGUUUCAGCAUUGGUUCGGUGUGGCAGCCGAAGAGAAGGCAGCGGCUGGCACGGUGGGUCUGUACCUGAGGGAGGUGAAGAGGACCACUCCCUCCCUGCUAGCCUUCUUGGUAAACCUGGCGGACGACAAUGGCAACACAGCGCUGCAUUACAGUGUGUCCCAUUGUAACUACAGCAUCGUCAGCUUACUACUGGACACAGGCGUAAGUGAAGUGGACCUCCAGAAUAAGGCCGGUUACACAGCAGUGAUGCUGGCCUCUCUGACAGCUCCAGAUGGCCCUGGCGGCAUGGAGGUGGUGCGCAGGCUCAUGGAAGUGGGAGAUGUUAACAUUCGCUCCACCCAGACGGGCCAGACGGCUCUGCAGCUGGCAGUGAGACACGGACGUGUGGUGAUGGUUCGCCUGCUGCUGAGCUGCGGGGCCGAUGCCGACAUCCAGGACUUCCAGGGAACUACGGCCCUUAUGUUUGCCUGUGAGAGGGGCCACACGCACAUCGCACGGCUAAUGCUGGAGAGGUGCCACUGCAACCUUGCCCUUACUAACAAGCGAGGCCAGACUGCCCUCUCUGUGGCCAUGCAAGGCUCCCACACCGAUACCGCCGCUCUGCUGCAGGCUCAUGCUAAAGCCAGAGCACUUUAAGACUGGACUCCGAGCACUUCUCCUCCCUGAACACCGUCUUCAUGCACGUUUCAGACAUUAUGGUGCCCGGCAUAUCAUGACCAAUAUGAUCUGCUGCCAUCUUGUUUGCAUCUGAGUAAAUUUGGAAACACAAUAUUUGGGCACUUCAUGAUAUUCACAUUGACACUAGCUGUGCUCAGAGGUAGCAUACAAUUAUGCUGACUUUUAAUGAACUUUGUGUGAUGCAAGAUGGUGUUUGUACUUCAGCUUAACGGAUGAAUUUAAAUGAUGCUUAGCUGAACCAGUUUACAUUAUUGGCCUUUCAGUGCUGAAUAAGCCAUGUGGCAGAGCUUUGCAGUGCCUUAUGUGUGCAUGGUAAUGAGACACAUGUUUUAACCUAUCCAGUUAUAUGAGAUCCAAGAAGCAGCUUAGCUCAACAAACUAUGUGAUGGAAAAAUUAUGUAACAGCACCUCAGUUGUAUUGGUUACAUCAGUUUAUAUUUAUAAUGAAACAGUGUUACAAAUAUCUGUGCAGGUGAUACAUUUCCACCAUCCUUAGCACAUGUCCAUUAUAGAGGAAAUCUGCAUAUUAUAAAAUAGCAUUCAACUGUACCCAACAGAACACUUUUUUUAAAAAAAGGAAAUACCUUGCAUAAUAUGUGGAGCACAAAACCAAGGCAAGCACCAGAUGUGUACAAAAAUAAACACUCAGCUUAACCAGCUGCUGUC